This is a messenger RNA of Nomascus leucogenys (northern white-cheeked gibbon), 973 nucleotides long. RefSeq names its product zinc finger protein 33B-like. Gene Ontology annotation, biological process: regulation of transcription by RNA polymerase II. Gene Ontology annotation, molecular function: RNA polymerase II cis-regulatory region sequence-specific DNA binding; DNA-binding transcription factor activity, RNA polymerase II-specific. Lineage: Eukaryota; Metazoa; Chordata; Mammalia; Primates; Hylobatidae. The transcript is spliced from 2 exons. The record is from RefSeq and is a predicted model, not a curated record. The coding region runs from base 1 to 963 and encodes 320 amino acids.
AUGCCUCAUGACCUCAGUGGAUAUGGAAAACUAUUCCUCAAUAGUAACCAUGAAAAAACUCAUAUGGAAGAGAAACCUUAUGAGUUUAUUCAAAAUGGAAAAUGCCUCAGUUAUAAGGAGGACUUCAUUUCAUAUCUGAAAAUUCAAAAUUUAGAGCAAUCUUUUGAAUAUAAGGAAUGUGAGAAGGAUUUCUAUGGAAAGGCAGUUUUCAUUACAUAUAAGCAAGCUUACACAAGAGAGAGUCCUUGUGUACAUAAUGAAUGUAAUGAAGUGUUCUGUAAUAAUUCAACUCUCAUGGUCCAUAAAAUGUCAGAAAAAAGAGAAGACUUUUAUGAGUUUAAUGAAUAUGAAAAAUCCUUUGAGAAGUCCACUUUCUUGAAACAUAGAGUUCAUUUGGAGGUGAAAUACUAUAAAUAUAUUGAAAGUGUAGAAAAAUGCUUUUCUAGGAAAUCUCUCCUCACUUUACAUCAGACAGUCCACACAGGAGAGAAACCCUAUAAAUGUAAGGAAUGUGGGAAAUGCUUUUCUAGGAAUUCACACCUCAUAAUACAUCAGAGAACUCACACAGGAGAGAAACCCUAUGAAUGUAAGGAAUGUAGAAAAAGCUUCUAUCAUAAGUCAUAUCUUACAGUACACCAGAGAAUUCACACAGGGGAGAAAUCCUAUGAAUGUAAUCAAUGUGGAAAAACCUUCAUAAGCAACUCUGUUCUCACAAUACAUCGUAAAACACAUACAGGUGAGAAACCCUAUGAAUGUAAUGAAUGUGGGAAAUCUUUCUCUAGGAGUUCAUAUCUUACAAUACAUCAGAGAACUCACACAGGCGACAAACCCUAUGUAUGUAGGGUAUGUAGCAAAACCUUUUGCCACAAGUCUGAUGUCACUAAACAUCAGAAGACUCACCUGGGGGAAAACCCUAUGAAUGUAUUCAGUGUGGGAAAACUUUUAGUCAUAACUCAGACCUAAAAGUACAUCA